Astyanax mexicanus (Mexican tetra) is the source of this 15487-nucleotide messenger RNA. RefSeq names its product myomegalin. The record is from RefSeq and is a predicted model, not a curated record. Bases 2326 to 9654 code for a protein of 2442 amino acids. Gene Ontology annotation, cellular component: microtubule organizing center. The transcript is spliced from 41 exons. Lineage: Eukaryota; Metazoa; Chordata; Actinopteri; Characiformes; Acestrorhamphidae.
CCCUCCCGACGGCAGUAGCAGCAGCAGCCCCCUCCUCCUCCUCCUGCAACAUCACUACUGUCUGCUGUGGCCGCUCUCACACGCGGCUACGAGGAGCUUUAUUUAACGCAGGUGGGCUAAACCCGGGACUAAACCCUGGCGGCUGCUUCUAAACCGCGAGGCCGAGACGGAGUGGGCGAUAAACGGACAGAAAGCCAGGCUGCGGACCCGCGGCCGGCGUCCUUUUCACCUCCGUUCAGCUGAAGGACUAAUGUGACCGUUAGCAGCCUGAACCUCGGUACCUGCCGCCGCGCUGCCCGUCCGCCCGUCACCCGCCGGAGGAUGAAGCAGCAGCCCUGCGCGGGGAGCAGGCGGGAAACACGCGGGUUUACAGCGAAUAAACAGGACUGGAGCUUCCACAACCGCCUCUUUACCAUUCACUUCACGUCAGAAUUUUAAUUACGGGAGAGGACGAGCUUUUUACCGCCUUUUCGACACGAGUAAUCGAUCUUUUAAAGAGCUAGAGCCUCUGACGGCUGAGGUGUCUCCUUCAUUUCCUGCAUUCUCUUCAUUUUCUUCAUUUCCUUCAGUUUCUGGAUGAUAACAAGCUGCUAAUUCAUCACAGUGCCUGCUGUCAGUGUCUGGACAGUACAAAGAGUGUUUCAUUUCUCAUUAUAGAAAAGAUCCUCUCCUCCAGAGUCGGUCCAUGUGGAGAUAUCACGAAGAAGAUAUCAUGAAGAGGAGCCUAUGUACCUGAGCUAGUUAACUAACUAACAAGCUAGCUUAGCUAACAUUGUUUUUAGCACAUCUUCAUCUACUAUUUAUGUGUACUGAGGGUUUUUUUCAUUUCUCACCUGUAAACUUUGUCAAAUGGAUCUGACAAAGCUCAGAUCCAUUUGAGUAGAGACUGAUUAGAGAAUGAGCUCAAUGGUAAAAGAAGAUUUUCAAGGUUUUAAUGUGAGAAGAAAUGGAGUUUGCAACAUUUAAACCCACCAAUUAUUGGAUUAUUGUAAUUUGAUUUAGGUCUAAAUCUUUCCCAGUUAAGUCAAAAUACGAUAAGGAUUAUGAUUAUGGACACUGAAGCUGAGUUUUUAAUUUUUUUAGAAGAUGAUAUGAACUGAGACUGAGUGAUACUGGAAAUUGUCAAUUUUUUUAAGCUGCUAAUCCUUGACGAUGCCUGUAAAUGUUUGACAGUACAAGGAGUCUUUUAUUUCUCAUAGAAAGAACCCUCUUCUCUGCCCCAAAGUCAAUCCUUGUGGAGAUAUCACAGACCACAAAGAGGAACCAUUAUAACUAGCUAAAUCUCCUGCCAGCUAGUUUUCAUGCACUAUUUAUGUGUACUACUGAAUAUUUUUUUCUCUUACCUGUAGAUUACCUAGCAAACCUAGUUAACUAGCAGAAGAUCAGAUGAUAAAGCUCUAAUCCAUUUGAUUAGAGACUUUUGGGAUUGUGGCAAUGAAAACAGAAGCUGAGUUUUUCAUUUUGUAGAAGAUGGUUUCAACUGAGACUGAUAGAUGUUGAGGGAUACUGGCCAUGGUUUACAUAUGGCUGGUUUGAAUUUGCCAUUCAUUUUUUUGAAUGAUACAAGAUAUUGCUAAUUCUUGAUAAUUCCUUUACCGCCUCUUUUCCUCAAAUCUGUUCCUUGUGGAAAGAUAUCUCAGACCAUGAAAAAGAAGCAAUGGAUGGCAAACUAGCUAUUUUCACAUUUUGCACAUUUUCAUGCAGUAUCUGUGUGUGUACUGUGCUAUUUUUUGAUCACGUAUGUAACAUUAGCCAAAGAUCUACUAAAAAACGUGUUCUGUUUGGUGAAGGCAUUGAUAAUUAGCUUGAAUGUUUAAUAUUUUUGGCCCAAACUAAAUAAAAAAUUUUGCCUUGAGUUAGAUAUUACAGAAGGACUAAACUAUAAUUUAAAAUUAUUUAUUGAACACUGGAUAUUUUUAUAUUUUUAACAUUCCAGCAGACAUUCCAACAAAGCACAGAACUGUUGGACCGAAGUUGUUUCUGAACAUUGUGUACAUCUAGUAAGAGAGCAAGAUUAGCACAAUAUUUUACAGAGGUUUAAGUACAGAGAUUCUUAAGGUUUAAACGUGGAAAAGAGAACAUAGGCUGGCAUUUAGGCCUAGUCUGUAUAUUGCUAUAUAGUUAUCAAGACACAAAAAGGCUUUGGUGGAGAGAAUGAAUGAAUAAGGAAAGUCCUAUUUUUUUUUAUUUACUCAGAAUGAGUUUUUUUUUUUUAUUGAAGACAGACAGGACUUUGGAAGACUAGAAAUGCCAAUGGACUUGUGCAUGGGCCUUUUGAAUCUUGAACUUUAAUAGUCACCAACCAACCUAGGAACAAACUCCAAGAUGAAGGACCUGUGCCGGAUCUGUGGGCGUGAGCUGUGUGGAAACCAGCGCCGCUGGCUCUUCCACCCAGCCGCCAGACUGCAGGUGCUGCUGUCCCACGCUCUAGGGACUGAGCUGCGACGGGACGGCCGUGGCGAGUUCGCUUGCGGAAAGUGUGCCUUCAUGCUGGAGCGCAUGUAUCGCUUCGACACUGUCAUCGCCCGUGUGGAGGCCCUGUCUGUCGAGCGCCUACAGCGGCUGCUGCUUGAGAAAGAGCGUCUGCGCCAGUGCAUUGGUGGCAUGUAUCGAAAGCAUAACAAUGAGGUGUCUUCCGGGGGCCCGGAGAAGGACUGUACAGUAGAUAUGUCGAACCUUCACUUUGCCAAAUAUUGCGCCCUCCUUCAAGAAGACUUGAUGUAUUCUGUGUACGAGUCGUGGGCCGAGGAUGAAGAGCAGAUUCUGGAGUGCUGUCACAGCCCUCAGUGCCAGGCCUUUGACCCUAGAAGAAGGUGCAGAGGCUGCAGUGCACUGCGAGUGGCUGAUUCAGACUAUGAGGCCGUUUGCAAGGUUCCAAGGAAGUUGGCAAGAAGCAUUUCUUGCGGCCCUUCCACUCGGUAUUCGGCCAGCGUGGGAGGCAGCGUUUGCGGAGAGGAGCAAACCGCUACCACCACCACCACCACAGCAUCAGCGACCUUGGUUCCAGACAGUCAGCCCAGAGCUUCUUCAGACAGCGACAGGACUUUAGGAGGGAAAGGGAGCUCAAGCAACUCAAUGGAGUCUUUAACCAUGACCCUGGAUGUGGUUGCUCCUGCUAGUGAAGUGAAAAAAGACUGCAAAGACGAUCAAAAUUCUGAUACUUUUUCAGAGGAACGCUUUGCAGUCCCUGCUGACAGUAAACUGGCUUUGGCACUGUGCUUAGUUCAGAACUGCGCUUACAAACCUGUUCAGAUUGCUCGUGGCAGUAAACUUCCUGUUCUAGUCAGGCCUGGAUCUGCUGGAAAUAAGCUAGGCAGCCCAGAGCAGGUUUUGACGUUCCCCUUUGAUGGAGCAGACUGUGAACUAGAAGUCCCAGAGCCCCCGAGGAUCCAGCUGGACCUGAGCCUGGAACUGGCCGAGUUGGAGGAGCUGUGGGACGACGCAUAUGUGGAGUACAUGCCCGUCCACUUUAAGAAGGUCCCAAAGAAGAGUCUGAUAGAGGAGCAGCAGUCCCAGCUGAACCAGUAUGAAUCAGCUGCAGGACAGUGUGUAAAUGAGCUGCAGAAGGCCCAGCUGCAGGUGCAGUCUCUCCAAAACAAGAUCCAGGAGAGCGAAACCAGCAACAAGACGCUGCAGGAGAGGCUGGGUGAGAUGGAGACUGAGCUGUGUUCAAUCAGACAAGCAGCGCAGAAUCAGGAGAGGACCAUCCAGAGCCUUAAUGAGAGCCUCACUACUAAAGAAACGGAGACGCAGGAGCUGUAUCAGGUCAUAGAAGGACAGAACACCACCAUGUGUAAACUCAGAGAAGUGGCCCAUCGCACUCAGCUCCAGCACACGCAGGCUGCAGAAGGAGCCGAGGCAGAUUCCAUAGCCCAGCUACAGGGGCAGAUAGUGGGGCUACAGAGCUCACUGUUCUGCUCUCAGCUGCAGCUGGAGGCUAGCCAGCGCUCUCACAGGCAGAUCCAGAGGACGGCGGAGGACAGAGAGCGUGCCCACAGCCGCCUGCAGAGCGACCUGGAGGCAGCGCUGCAGCACAGAGAGACCACCGACAAACACAACCAGGAUCUGCGUAACAUGGUGCAGCAGUUGCGUUCAGAGCUGCAGAUGAAGCAGGCUCAGCUGAGGGAGAACGAGAGUGACCGACACUCAGAGGUUACAGCUCGCGACAAUACAAUCACCCAGCUCCAGCAUUCACUCAGAGAGAAGGAGAAACUGCUCAAGGAGUAUUCUGAGCUGCUGGACAAACCCUCCGAUCCCAGUCGACCCCAGGAUGCUCUGCUGGACAAACUGAAGAGUCGCAUACGUGACCGUGACAAAGCUUUAGAGCGUGCUAUAGAUGAGAAGUUCAGCUGUCUGGAGGAGAAAGAGAGUGAAGCGCGCAGACUGCAGUUAGCACUGCGGGAGAAAGAGAGAGAUUUGGAGAGACUGCGCUGCAUCCUGUCCAACAACGAGGAGACAAUAACCAGUCUGGAUGUGCUGGUACGGGGUAAGGAGCUGGAGUUGGAGCAGUCUCAGGAGGCAAGUCGGAAGCUUCAGUGGCUCAAGCAGCAGAGUGACGAGAAGAACGUCUCCGCCCUCAGAGAGAGAGACAAUAUCAUCACUCAGCUACACACCACCCUACACACACGCAGCAAAGAGACAGAGGACCUGACCGCAGCACUAAUGGCUAAAAUCUCUCCGGGAGCUAAUGAAGCCGUGGAGGAGCUGAGGUCACGCCUGGCUCUGAAGGAGCGGCUCUUCCAGGAUCUGCUGUCUGACCACAGCCGGCAGACCCAGGAGCACCACACACAGGUCCAGGACCUGCUCAACACCAUCAGCUCCAGAGACCAGUACAUUCAGGAGAAUGGCGAGCGUCUGGGGCAGGUGAUAGCAGAGCGUACCCGGCAGCUGCAGGAGCUGCGCAGACAGGUGACCUCCCUGGAGCGGGAGCUGAGUGAGCUGACCGGCGAGAGAGAGAGGGAGAGAGCGAGAGGAGCACCACUGGCCACAGAGAUGGAGAGACUGCAGACUCUACUGAGAGAGAAAGAAAGUCUGAUACAGGACCUGAUGCAGGGUCAGGAAGAGGCAAUGGUGACCUCCAGACCAGCAGGGGCAUCGCAGGGAGCAGAGGACAACAGCGGCUCAGAUUUGGACAUACAAGCUCUUAAAGAGGAGCUUCAGAUCGCCCUGAGGAAGCAGAAGGAGACUGAGCAGGAUCUCUCAGAGUUAAAGUCCGCUCUGGCCAGACAGCAUGACGGCUACGCUAGCUCAGACUCUGAGAAUGCUCUGGUGCAGCUGGUUUCAGAGUACCAGCAGCUGAAUCAGGCUCUCAGAGCCGAGAAGAAGCUCUACCAGAACCUGAGCCAAAUCCAGUCGAAAGGAGACAGCAGUGUUGAGAAGACUCUGGCGCUACACACGGAACUGGACACGGCUCAGGCUCUGCGCGGUCAGCUGGAAGAGGUCCUGAGCAGGACCCGAGACACAGCUCUGGCACUGGACAGGGCAGCUAAGGCCCAGGCUGACUAUGGAGCCUACAGCUCAGACGAGACUGAGGACGAGGAGGACGACGAUGAUGAAGAUGAUGACGAAGAAGACGCUGGCAGUAGCAGUGAGGAGUUCACAGACAGCAUAGAGGAUGAUGAUGUGAAACUGACCGCUCAGAGUCUGGCUAACACACACCAGAAUGCUGCAAUGUCGGGAGGUCCAGUAAGCAGGGGUCUGUCCAAGGGGGGCACGGUCGAAGGAUGGCAGGAUGAGACGGAGCAGAAAAAGAAAAGUGAGAGAGAGAUGGGAGAGGGGAAGAGCCAGCUCAGCCAGGCUGGCACAACCACACUCUGUCACAGCAGAAAUGUUCUACCAAGCCUGCAGGAGGCAAACAUUGAGCUACAGCAGAGUGAAAGUGGAUCUGGAUUCAGACUGCAGUCCACAUCCGGAUCUGGACUGAGAGCAGAGAAAGUGCUUUAUGGGAGGUGCGGAAGGUGGGAGCCAAGUGACACAGACAGACUGAAUCUCCAUGACCAGGCCCGUCCACUCAGAGAGGAAGAGGAGGAGGAGGAGUUCGAGGACGAGGACAAAGAGGUGGACGACAAAAAGGAUGUACGGGCCACUCAGGGAAAGCGUGGACCCCCACCUGUUACCCUGAGAGAAGGACUAAGGAAGAGGAAGUGUACCAGACCUCACUCUCUUGACCUCGGAGCCCUGCUGGACCACAACAGACCACAGGAUCCAGCUAUGGAGCGGGAGGUGGACGGUGAGAGCGGAGGGUCCAGUUCUGCAGGAGGUGGAGGUUCUUCAGGGUUCUGGCAGCACGUGGAGGCAGGACUCCGGGAGCAGGCGGAGCGCCUCCGCAGCGACCUGGCCUUCAGCCGGCAGGAGAGCAGAGAGCUACAGGAACGACUGAUGGUAUCUGAGGCUACAGUACACGCCCAGUCCGAACAGCUGAAGGACUACAGAGAGCUACUGACGGAGAGUGCAGUGCAGCAGGACAGUAAGCAGGUGCAGGUGGAUCUGCAGGAUCUGGGCUACGAGACCAGCGGGCGAAGUGAGAAUGAAGCAGAGAGAGAAGACGCCAGCAGCCCUGAGUUUGACGAUCUGGAGAUGUGCACCUCCCUCUCCCGGCAGCCCUACAGCAGCGACGGGAAGUCCUGGGGUUGGCACGGCGACAGCAGCGGCGCCGAGGCAGACGACACGUCCUCCCUGCGCUGCCUGGUGCAGGACCUGCGGGCGCAGCUCUCUCGCUGCCACAAAGUGAUCCGAGGACUGCAGCUCCGCGUCCGCUCUCUCUCCACCACCUCCGACUACGCCUCCAGCCUCGAACGCACCCCACGCAAGGUGAACUGGGCAUUCCAAGCAUCCCCAGCCCACAGUGGGGUGGAGGAGGAUGAGGGCUGGCAGUCAGAGGGACCAUCGCUGGGUCCACUGCGGUCCAGAAAGGAGCUGCAGGAGCUGGUAUCACGCGUGGCAUCGUUGGAGAGCCAAAUCCGCAGCAGCAGAAUGGACGGGAAAGAAGAAACAGAGGAGGGGAAGAGCGCCACCUGGCCUGGCAAGUACAACACACUGAUCCAGGCUCAAGCUCGGGAGCUGUCUCACCUGCGGCAGAGGAUGCGUGAGGGGCGGGGCAUCUGCCACAUCCUCACACAGCACCUGGGAGACACCACCAAAGCCUUCGAGGAGCUUCUCCGUGCCAACGACAUCGAUUACUACAUGGGCCAGAGUUUCAGAGAGCAGCUCUCUCAGAGCUCCUCCCUCGCUCAGAGGAUCAGCAUUAAGAUCAGUGGCCGAGAUCGGUCAGAGAUGCAGGAUGACAAAAUGGGCCAUGAGCUGUUAGCUUUAAGGUUAAGUAAGGAGCUCCAGCAGAAAGACAAGAUUAUUGAGUCUCUUCACACCAAACUGCAGCAGCGCCCUGAAACACCCUCCAGCAGCCACGCCCCCUCGGAGACAACGGACCAGUCAGAUCGCACUUCCUUUGUAUCAGAUGAGAGGGGCUCGACCAAUGAGGAUCUGGAGCUGUGUUCAGAUGUGGAUGCUGUCAGCGAGUAUGCUCAGGAAACGGCUCCCACCUCUAAUGAUGCAGCCCGCCCUUCAUUCAUCUUUGCCCCUCACAGUAUACAGUCCGCUAUCUCCCCCUACAGGCCUGAAGAGAGUAAGACAGGUGUGUAUUCUGGGCUUCUGUCCAGCUCAUUGCCCCUGACUCAGACCCAUCACUGGUCCAACUCCUCCAGUAACUUAACCUUUGACCCGCUGCCCUUUUCUGGCCCUGACCCCAGGAUGGUGUCCCUGGCGCAGCAUCAGCAGGGGCUCCGCAGGCCCCCGGUCCGAAGUUUUAGUUUACCUCACUCACUGAGCAGCUACCCACUGAUGGGACCCACAGCACUCGAUUCCUCCAGUUACACCCAGCUAUCCCAUCAUUCCCUUCACCAGCCUCAGAAAACAGACAGCAGCCUGGUGGGGAGCGGUACACUGUGGGGCACAGAUAACAUGAUUCAGCCAAUCAGAGGCUUUCCUGGAGCACCUGGCUACCCACCAGGAACCAGCCACUCAGGUGUGGAUCUGAUAGAGGAGCAUCUCUGUGAGAUCCGUACUCUGCGCCAGCGUCUGGAGGACUCCAUCAGGACCAAUGAGAGGCUGAGACAGCAGCUGGAGGGCCGUCUAGCCACCGCUGCCAGAGACACAGCAGCACCAACUAACAUCUAUAUUCAGGGCCUGGACACCGUCACUCAGCUGUCCAAUGAGAUACGGGUGUUAAAGGAGGAGAACCUGAGUCUACAGUCCAGACUGCAGGCCAGCAGAGACAGCAGUGAGGAGGUGGAGCAGCUGCGGGAGGCGGUGCUGUCUGGGCGUGCCCGACUGAAGCAGGCGGAGCUGGAGGCGGAGCAGUGGAAGGAGGAGCUGAGGAGGCUGCAGACACACAGCUGUGAUCAGAGUCAGCAGAUUCAGCAGCUCCGGCAGGAGAGGCAGAGCGGUCAGGAGCAGAGCAACAGGUUGAGGCAUGAGGUGAGUCUGCUCCAGCAGCAGUUAUCAGAGAGCAGGCAGCUGCUGCACUCGCUGCAGUGUGAGCUCCAGCUGUAUGACCGAGUGUGUGCCGGGAGCAAGGGCGGCCCAGCGGGGUAUCUCUCGGAGAUAUCGUACCCCUCUGCUGCUGCUGGGGGGGAGUUGGGGCAGUUGUUGAUGGAGGUGCGGGCUCUUAGGGCCCAGCUGGAGCGCAGCGUUCAGGAGAACAGUGCUCUGAGGGUACAGCUGCAGAAACAGCUGGAGCAGCAGCUGUCCUCAGCCACUCUGGAGAGCAGACCUUCAUCCCUCAUCCCAGCCAGCCCACUGCGAGACGCCUUCUACAGACGGCAGCUACUGCACGACCCCUCCCCCUCUCCUCCAGUGAGGGACAUCGGCCCGUUUCCAGCCGGACCCCCGUACUCGCCCUACUCCGAGCUCGAGGAGAGCUCUCUCACAGCUAACGAGUCUCUGGAGCCUCAUGCAGAUUUGGAGGGUGAAGCUCCAGACGGCUCGUUUGCUAACCGUAACGGUCGUCACGCGAUUGGCCACGUGGACGACUUCAGCGCUCUGCAGCAGCAGGUUCUGGAGGGGCGGGGUCUCGUACAGAGGAUGGAGGCCACGCUGCAAACCUGCCUCAACACUGCACUACUGGAGGUCAACGCUGGGAAGGCCCUAGAUUAUGGCAGCGUUAGGAAUCUGUUAGCGAACACCAAGACACUGAGGCAGAUUCUAGAGGAGGCAACAUCUCUGCUGAAGAUGUUCUGGAGGGCAGCGUUGCCCAGCACUGAUGGUCCUGCCCAUCUCCUCCAGAAGGAGCAGUUGAUGAGAGAGGAGAUCCAGUCUCUGCGGUUGAAGAUAGCGGAACAGGAGGAGGUUCUGCAGAGCACCAUCCAGAGGCUGAGAAGCACCAGCCGCACUAAAGAGAGCAUGGAGACAUUCAUCGUUAACCAGCUGUCCAGGACGCGGGACGUGCUGAAAAAAGCCAGAGCCAAUCUAGAGAAGAACGAGCUCAGGAUUUCCUCUUUAAGCUCCUCCUCUUCCUCCCCUUGCCAUGGUAAAGUCCUCAAAGGUGCCUACCCAGGGUCUUCUGAUUGGGGUGGCCUGACCCCCGAGACUGCCAUGGAAAGUGCCAGUCCACGCCUCCCGAAGAAGCGGGGCAGGGAGUGCCUUCUGCAGGCGGUCUGAACCAGCCAAGACAAACCACACCUCUCCAACACCCUGCCUUAUCCCUGUACACCCUCUCUUUCUCUUCUGCUCUCCUUUCUUCUCUUGUUCUUGUUGUUCACAUACUUUGUUGUUCUCCUCUUUUAAUUCUUUAUCUUCUUUUCAUCUCCUGAAAUUCUUUUCUUCUCUGUUUUUCUUCUUUCUCUCAUCUCCUCUAUGCUUUUUUUUUCGCCUUCUGGCAUGUCUUUAUAUGUCCCUUACUUUUCCCAUCUUCCUGUCCUAUCUCUUUUCUUUCCUUUGAUGUUUUCUCCUUUCCUUUGAUGAUAAAAAAAAGGACUCUUAUCUAACUUGUACUUUUGCCUUGUGGAACCGAAUAAGCUUCUGGACGGAUGUUGCGGUGUGCGUCCUGGUUGCCAUAGAAUGUGUUCCUGGCCGUGGCAGCCAGCGGGCGCUUGGAAAGUGUAGUUGCAUGUUAGUUCAGCGAUUGUGAGACGACACGAAGACACAACAGUACGAUACACAUUACUAAUACACACAAGACACACAAAACCUAUGGCUGCGUCCCAAUUGUGCACUACAAACUAAUACUAUAUACAGAGAAUAAGAUAUGGACUAUACAGUAAUCUUAAUAGUGUGGAUUAGGGAGGUUAGCACACAGCAUGAUCUAUAAUUUAUACAUUAAUAAUAUAUAUUUUUUGUAGUAUUUGGUUGCUGCGCUUGCAUUGUUUAACAUGAGAACAUAUAGAGAGCAGUACCACCACUUUUCAGACACUAGAGGGCGCUCGCGAGUGAGCCCAAAAUGAAUGGGUUCAUAUGGACCACUGAAGCAACAUCAUGUUGUAGUUUAUAGAUGUUUGAUAGUAUUUCUACUAAAAAAAGUCUUGUUUUCUCAACACAGAACAAUAAUAAAUGUUUCAGUAAUGCAGAUAAAAUUUUAAAAGCUUUUAAAAUCCAGUUAUAAGCCUUUUAAAAGCAUGCUCUGGCUGUAAAUCAAGCAUUAGCUUACCAACCAUUAGCAUUAAUGCUAGUUACUUUACUGCCUUAAAAUUUCUUCUUUUUUUUUUGGCAAAAAAACAUUCUAAAUUCUAAUUUCUAAAAUUACAUGUACGAUGUUUAGCUGAUACUCUUUUUCAGAGUGUUUUUCUCUGUUAUUUCUAUUACAAAAGUCAGUCAGUAUAGUGUUAGAGGAGUCUUAUUUAAGGACUCUUAUUGGUGUACUGCAGCAUUCAGUCACCCAGACCUGGUUGUCCAGGUUAUACUACAUAAUUAUUUUUUUUUUUCUAAUAUUGUUCCAGUUGUGAGUAGCUCCUCCCCCCUUUUCAUUUAAUUUCAGUGCAUUGUGGGAUAAUAAAAUGUCUACACUUAACCUACACUUAACCUAAACUACACUUAACCAGUAUUGACCAGUAUGUAUAUAUAUACAAAAUAUUUAAUUCUCAAAAAUAUAUAAGUAUUAGUAAUUAGUACACAAUCGGGGUGCACCCUACUCUGCUGCUGUAGGAGAGAAACGGAUGCUCCUCUCGCUGGAGUUCGGCUGUUUGCUGUUGUUUUGAUGUCUUUCAUGCAGCUCAACAAACUGCCGGCGAAUCCCCUGGAGAAGCUCAGGGAUUUUAGGCAAAUCACUAAACUGAACACUAAGCUAAAAAAAAAAAAGCCACAACUUCUUAGAGAGCUGAUUGGCUCCUUAAGCACUGAACUUUCGGUUCCUACAGUUAAAACUUGAUCAGCAGCUGGCACAUCCAUGUUCUGUUCAGAAAUGCAUUCUUCAAAAAACUUCAGAUUCGCUAUUUAGAUUUACUUUUUAACACUUUAUUUUACUUUGUUUCCACUCUAGAAAAUGAAAUUUCCCAUUUCUGAUUUUAGAAUGGAUAUGUUUUUCACACUAUACAUGACUGAUCAGAGACACAGAAUCUCAAAUUACUCUUUCACCAGGAGGAACACAUGCUACGGGUCUGCUUGCUCUCCAAAAUCACGUGGAAACUGAUAUUUGACAGGAGCAAGACACUUUUUUUUUCUUUUAGCAAUUAAUGUAGCUAAGAAAUCAGUGAUAUGAGUUGUCUAUGUGCUGAAUUGUAGAGAAAUACACACAGCAGAAAAAGCUAAAAUCACUCAACACUCUAGUGGAGCUGUCUUAAUUAACUUCUAAUCACAACAAUUUAAACACCGAAAUUCGAAUCAUUAAAAUUUGACAGAUAUUUGAGGUCGCAGGUUUGAACCCAGCUCAUGCAGCUUGCCAUCAGCCGCCGGCGCUCAGAGGGAGCACAAUUGGCCUUGCUCUCUCCGGGUGGGUACAGUAGAUGGCACUCUUUCUCCUCAUCACUCCUAGGGUGAUGUGGAUCAGCACAAGGCUGCGUCUGUGAGCUGAUGUAUCAGAACUGAGUCGCUGCCCUUUCCACAGAGUGUGCUGUGAUGCUAGUCAUAAGGCUGCAUCAGCAGCAGUUAAAAAAGAAGCAGUGGCUCACUUCACAUGUAUCGGAGGAGGCAUGUGCUACUCUUCUUCAUCCUAGUGUGUUGAGUCAUCACUAGUGAUAGGGGGAGUCCUAAUGAGUGGGUUGGGUAAUUGGCAGAGUAACAUUGGGGAGAAAAUGGGGAAGAAUUGGAAAAAAAUGACGUAUAUUUGUUUUUGAGAAAUCUGCGAUCAUUCUGCAAGCUUUCUGAUCAGUCCUACCAAAUUAAAGCGAUUGUCGGCAAUCACCUACAAAAUUGAGUCUCUAAAGCGACUCUAAAAUUGGGCUUAAAUCAUGAAUCAUUUAUUCAUCCAAUAAAACAUCCAAUCUAGCAACUGUUUUAAAAGAAGGUAUUUGUGGGCGGAGCAUGGAUCGGUCAUCUCAAGAAAGCAUGCCACGGCUAGCUAUGGCUAGCAACUUUAAUCACAAAAAGCAAAGCACUGUGGUGCAGAAACAGAAUACAGUUUAGUGCAGUGGUUCCCAAAACUGGUCCUGGAAUUGGACUGGGAGUCACUGGUUUAGUGCAUUUAGUAUUAGAGCAGUAUUCCAGUAGAAUCUUGAGUUUUGAAGCUCCUCUGGAGACACACUGACACGAGCAUGUGCAAUAAAAAGACAUUUUGGUCACUGAAUGCAGUUGUGCCAGCGUUCACCCUUUCACUGGAACUGAGUAUUGUGUUUUUUUCUGGAGCUAAAAGACCGUCGGUGCAAUAUUACGACUAGUAUUAAUGAACUAUUAUAUUUAUAAUUAUCAUCCUUUAAUACUACUGAUGAUAUUCUCAGACAGUAUUUUGCAUGGUGGAGGUAGAGAAAAGGAAAUAUAGCACCUUUUGUGUUGUGUUGUAAAGGUGAGGUUCACCAAUACUUGCCAAAGUUUGAACUCCUCGUUUCCCUUUCUUUCGUUUUUUUACCUCGUCUGUGCCAAUAAAUGAGGAUAUUAUCUGCUCAGCGUGAAUCCUCAAAUUUAAUCGUGCCAUCUGAACACCUUGGUUGGAAUUCGUUAAUGGAGACGACAUUUUUAGCAAGUCACGUGAUUGAUAUGGGAUUUAUUUGAUAUGUCCUAUCUUUAUAAAUGCUCAUUGGUGAGACACUAAUGUAUAGAUUAACAGAAUGGACCAAACAAAUACGGUGGUUUCUGAGGCAUUUUUAGGCCAGAAGGCUCCAGAUGUUGAGCGAAAUAAUUGUCGGAAAUGUUUGAAAAGUCAUGGAAGGCAUUGGUUUGUCAUGAGCUGAGAAAAAGAGAUGUCGUACGCGUCUUCAUGUCUGCUGGAACAGUGAUGACAAACUUUGGCAAGGACCUGGUGGGACCAAUAUUAACCUACUGAUGCCACAAAUCAAGUAGACAGGCACGGUUUAGGGUGUUCCUUAGCUGCUUGUAUGGAAAGCUGUUUUAGCGUGAAAUGCUACCAUCAGUAUUUGAGCCAUAACUUAACAUCCUCGUGGAUGAGCUGCCCAUGUACUUUUGGAGUAAUGGUCACUCCUGGAAAGGAUCACCAAGUGUUUCAUGUUUUCUCAUUUCUCUAUUUGUGAAUAAUAGCUCUUGAUGUGGUUCACUGGAGUCCCAAAGCUUUAAAAAUGACUUUGUAACCUUUUCUCAUUUGUUCUUGAAAUUGAGUUUCAGUUUUUACUAAUAGAAACACUUAUUUUCAGAGAUUUUCUACUAAAAUCUAUGAAGCCAUUCUGACUAGUCACUUUAUCAUGACUGCAUGUCCUUAACGUAUUUCUGACUAGUAAUGUGUUGCCAUUGAUUUAAAUGGAAUUACACUCUCUUCUCAAAUAAACAUAAAUUUCUAGGCAAUUUUAAUGCUCUACUUUUAUAAAAAAAAUUAAGCAUUUAGCAUCACUUUAUCACACUCUGUAUCUGUUCACAACCUCUUCACAAAUUGUCUAUUUGUUUUCCAUCUGUAAGAGACAAGCAGUACAGCUAGGCUAGGCUAGUAACAUUAGCUGAGCUAACUUAGCCUUAGCAUUUGUUUGUUUACUAAAUGACUGGCUGUAAAUUUCACUAACAUGUAUUUUAUCGAGACUUUAAAAGUAAAAAGUGCUCGAAGUCAUGAAGUGGCUGAGUGUAAAACGUAAGGUUAAACUAACUUAAGGUUAGCUAGUUUAAUCUAACUUACUUUUCUCUUUUCUUUUCUCUUCCUUGUCCUUGUUCCUAGUGUUUCCCUCAUUUCAAAUUAAAAGCCCUCUACAAAGUUUUAUAAUUGAGAUUUCAUAAUGUUUCACAAAAUUGGUUUUAAAUAAUCUACACUGUAAAUGUAAAAAUAUUAUUAUGUUAUUUUAGAUAAGAGAAACUUAAAUUUCACAUAAAUCAGUGGUAACAUAUUACUAGAUAAAAAAAAAUACAUUUAGGAUAUGUCAUUCUGACAAUAUAAAAAAGAAAUCUUCAUUACUUAAAAACAUAAAAAUGUAGUAAAGACUUGUAUUGCUGGUGGCAUUUCAGGCUAAAUCAGCUCGCCGUAUGCUUGUAUGUUUGCGUUUUUUUGUUGUUCUUUUUCUGCGCUGUAUAUAAUUCGCUUUUUACUGCAGUAUCAUUGUGUGUAAAACAUUUGCUCUAUAUGCAAAUAAAGGUUCUGUAUGUCGAUGGCUGUGCAAUAGCAGACUUUUAAUCCCAGCUUUAGGCUAAUUCUUCAUUUGGAACAAUGUUGUGCUGCUUUCAGCUACACGCUAUUCAGCCUGUUAGCAUCUGUUAGCCAACAAAUGCCACAGUGUGUACGACCGCUUGGCUAACUCCGAUGCUAAUAUGCUAGCUAGUUUGUACUAAUCCUCAAUAGAGAUGCCUUGCCCUGAGAUCCUUCCAGAGGCUUGUAGUAGUGUAGUGUUUUUUUAAAGUCGCUGAAGCUCCAGCUGAAGUAGCUUUGCUUGCCUUUAUUAAGCCAGAGAGCUGGAUUUGGUAGUUUUUAGCAGCGUAACAGAAAUACAAUCUUUGGGCUAGCCUGCUGCUGCUGCUCGCUGCUUUUUGGAAAUAAUAGCAGAAUUAAUGGCAUUACCACAGCUAGCUAUUCGUCUGGCUUUGUUUGCACUUCACAAUCUUUGGGCCAUGAGUCAUUUUGCCAAGAACCAAAACAAAUCAGAAAAGUGUUGGAGAAGAAGAAUAGUAGUAAUUGGGUAAAUUGGGCCGUCCUAUUAAAUCUGAAGCUUCGGCCUAAUGUUUCUGAGAGUCUGAUCAUAGAAAGAUUGUGAAGAAUACCAAAGUAAAGCCACUUUCUGAAGAGUAAAAUGCGAGGGCUCGGGGAGUGGAAGUAACGGCCAUGCUUAAAGCAAACAGGUGGACAAACGCUGUAAACCAGCCAAACAGAAUUGUGACGUCAUGGUCCUGAAAAUUGUACGAUGUGUAUAUAAUGAUGGAAAAGCUGAUUUGUUGUGAUGGAUACUGGUGUGUUUAUGUGAUGCAAUAAAAAAAAUAAAAA